UUCCUUUCUCGCUCUUCGGCCAUCUUGGCGGCUGCAGUGGGUGAGUAGGCUCCUCCGUACCGAGGUUUAGGCCACGCGGGGAGUACAGGGAGUUGCCGUUUGGAGCUUCGGAUCCUAAACUUCCUGUCUUAUCCUCUGUGUUCUAGGCUGGGGGCGUCCCGCGCCUAACGCAGGAAGAUGGUGGCCGCAAAGAAAACGAAAAAGUCACUGGAGUCGAUCAACUCUAGGCUCCAACUGGUUAUGAAAAGUGGAAAGUACGUGCUGGGGUACAAGCAGACUCUGAAAAUGAUCCGACACGGCAAAGCGAAACUGGUCAUCCUCGCCAACAACUGCCCAGCCUUGAGGAAAUCUGAAAUAGAGUAUUAUGCCAUGUUGGCCAAAACUGGUGUCCAUCACUACAGUGGCAAUAAUAUUGAAUUGGGCACAGCAUGUGGAAAAUACUACAGAGUAUGCACACUUGCUAUCAUUGAUCCAGGUGAUUCAGAUAUCAUUAGAAGCAUGCCAGAACAGACUGGUGAAAAGUAAAUCAUGCACAAUUUUUCUUUAAUAAAACUGGCCAGAGCUUGUUUUAAAAAUAC
Molecule: messenger RNA, 578 nt
Organism: Kogia breviceps (pygmy sperm whale)
Lineage: Eukaryota; Metazoa; Chordata; Mammalia; Artiodactyla; Physeteridae
Gene: RPL30
Product: ribosomal protein L30
Cellular component (GO): cytosolic large ribosomal subunit
Molecular function (GO): RNA binding; structural constituent of ribosome
Source: RefSeq, a predicted model, not a curated record